Solenopsis invicta (red fire ant) is the source of this 4606-nucleotide messenger RNA. RefSeq lists its product as uncharacterized. NCBI's taxonomy places the organism in Eukaryota, Metazoa, Arthropoda, Insecta, Hymenoptera, Formicidae. The record is from RefSeq and is a predicted model, not a curated record. The transcript is spliced from 11 exons. Bases 230 to 3943 code for a protein of 1237 amino acids.
CAUGUUUAAAUUUAAAAAUUUCGAAGAUAUUUGUUAAUCGGUUAGUGACGUUGUAAAUGGUCGUAAGUAAAGGGAAAACACAGGAACGUUAAGUUCACAAACUAACGUUUAUGUUAUCGCAUUAUCACGUCAACUAUAGCUUUUUCUCCUAGUUCUAUUCUUUUAAAAGUGAAAGUUUUGAUCGUAAAUUUGUGUUACAAACAGAGAAUCUAACCUCAAAACACGUUUUAUGAUGGCCAACCGUCAUUCGACUACAUUUAGGGCUAUGGAAGAAGAUAAACGAUUCAAAAAAUUGGAAUGCUCUUUAAAACUGGCUUUACUGAAGCAGAAACACAACAAAGACUUGCGUGACGUGAAAGCGUCACCCACGAAAGUGACAUCCUGGCCCAGCAUCUCUAGCAUUAAUGUAGACUCCAUAGAUUCCAACUGCACAAUUCUGUCGCCAUCUUCUCCGAUAAGAAGCGAGGUCUUAGCUUCCAGCAAUAAUUUGAGAAACAUACUCUUGAAGAAAAAGAGGCAUAAUACCAAUCCAGCAGCAAUGAUAACAUCUAGUGUCAAUCGGUACCAUGUCCAGCAGGAUAUACCUGAUAUUGAUCAUAAUAUGCCACCUCCACUGAGUAGCACGGUUUAUCGCACCCCUAGGAAAUCACAUAGCAGAGUCCCUACAUUGUCAAAUUGCAAAAAAGCGGUGCUCCCUUCGUUUAACAAUACUGUACAGUCUUCCAUGGUAGAUAGGGUUUCUUUAGUGAGCAUUCCAAGCUGGAUGUCUGCUACAAAUUCCAACUUGAAUACCUUUGUCACACCAGCGACUUCUGUCAAUACUAAUUAUAAGAUUGAUCAAGUGUUUACAAAAUGGAAAGUUAUGUUAAAUAACAAAUAUGAGUUAUUAAUUAAAGGGACAUUAAAUUGUGGAAGGGUUGCACGUAGCAAACCGGUUAUAAGAAGAUACUCUGCGAUAUGUGUUGAAUCCAAAUACAAGCACAAAUAUAUUCUGCAAGGAAAUAUUGCUGAUGAGAAAAAUGCAUUGCCGGAUUAUAUUCGUGGAAAAUUUUACAAUGGCUUUCCUGAUGAUUGGGAGAAUGUUUACCAAAUAUGGAGGACAUAUAUCAGCCAAGGAUGUCCAGUUGUGUUUCGUUGGCCCACCCGUAUUACUGACAGCGACGACGAUUUGAAGACCGAACUGACAGAUUUGACUUACACAUGUAGCAGAAAUAAAAAAGCUAUUUCUGCAGCAAAAUCUUGUAAUUUAAAUGAGCAUCCUAAGACUGAAGAUCUGAAAUAUAAAUUUAAUACAUUUGAAAAGAAGGAAAAAUUUCAUAAUCGCCUUACUGAUAAUUCACAAAAUUAUGAGAAAAAUAUUUCGUCUGUAAAAUCUUUUAUCUCUAACUCCCAAAGGGAUAUAAUUCCUGUCGUGCAAACAGGGCACGUAAAGUCAUUAUGCAAUGAUGAAAACAAGCAAGAUGUCAAAUCAAACAUAAAUCUAUCAAACAGUUCCAAAAAAAUAAAGAACACAUUGAAGGAUAUUCUUCAAGAGGAUAAACUGAACAUCAUUAUCAAUAAUUUAACAGACAAAAAUUGUCCUCCGAAGUAUAUUGAGAAGAUUAUCGAGAUGUUCGAUUGCUUGAACUAUGUAGUGUCUUACAAAACCGAAUCAGAAUGCAAUAACGACUCGGUGUCCUUUAUAAGUCACGAAACAUCUAAGCCGGAAACAAUAUCAAUGCAACAGAAUUUAGUAUGCAGUAACAGUCGUACGAACAUUAAUAAACUUGAAAAUAAACCAAUGGAACCAAGAAGCGAGAUACAAAGGAAUAAUAUUGAUAUGUAUGGGCACUCCACUGAUUUAGGAUACGGAAGUUUAAGAAUUGAUUUUAACACUAUGCAGCUAUCAAAUCCAGUAAAUGCUAAUAAACCAAAAAACGACAAGAAUUCAGAUUUAUCAGAAAGCGAGAUUUAUGCAGGCGUGCCCAAAAUAUCGUUUGAACGAGUUUUAAAAGCUAGAGGACCUAGAACAUCUAGAAAGUUAUGCAGACGUAAAGUGGGAAAAAAACCGGACAGUCAGAAGUGUGCAACGAAUCUGUCUGACAAUAAUUUUGCUGGGAACGGGGGAAGCAAGAUUAUGACGCAAAAUAAACAACUAGCACAACAGAGUAAUUUUGAUAUAUACAGGGGAGGCAAGUCUGUGACGCAAAAUAAACAACCGUCCGAUAUUUGUUUAGAUAAUCAGAAAGUCAAUUUGAAUGUUUUUAUAAAGAAACAGAAAAUUCCUCAUAGGAUUCAAAAAGAAACAUAUUCGUCAUUUGUUGCGGAUGUUGACUACACCACGAAUUCUGACACAGAUGCAAUAACGGUGAGCUCAAAUACGCGAAGAUCGGGUAGAAAUACGAUAACAUCACAUGUUAAGGGCCAAGAUGUAAUAAGUAGCGAAAGUAAUAGCAACUUGCUCAAGAAGUCUCUGACAUCUCCAAUAUUACAUAACACAUUGAUUGAGCCAACAAAAAAUAACACUGCGAUAAAGAAAGCCAAACCCACUAUAAUCAGUUCGAUGCCGGUAAAUUUGAAUUUGAGAAUAAGUACAGCAAGCUCGAAAGAGAGAGAAAAAGCUGUACAAUCUCAUUCCCAGAUAAUCGUGCAGAAAGAGGAUAAGCAGGACAAAGAUGUUCUACUGUUGGAGGAAAAUAAUAGGAAGAAAUCUAUAUCAAGAAUGACAAUCGCUACAAAAUCUGCGAUUAAUGACAAUCGUAUCAAUUCUCCAAAGACAACAGUUGACAAUAAAAGAGAAAUUAAUCUGAUAACAAAUAACAAAAAUAAAUCGAAUAUAUCAAUUGCUACAAAACCUACAAUUAAUGAUUUUCAUUUGAACAUGACAGAUGAUGGUAAUAAAAAAGAGAUAACAAAUAAUAAAGAUAAAUUGGAUAAUAGGAGUCUUAAUAAUCUUAAUUUGUUGACAAACUCCAUAGCUGAGCAACCUAAAAGCAGCAAACUUGGAACAAAAGAAAAUCCCAGAGUGCUAACUGCAUGGAUGCCAAAAGUAGUACAAUAUACAAAAUCUCAAUCAGGUUUAAUUUUUCAAGGGAAAUUGAUCAACGGAGCUGGUCACGUUGUAAACAGGAAGUUUAGUACGGACAUUGUGCUGAGGCGACACUCAGCAACACUGAUCGAAACGGUGAAUCACGAAUUCUAUGCACUUCAUGGACAUUUAAGUGACAACAAGCAUAAUAUUCCCAAGGAACUUGUGAAACAAUGUCGUUAUGGAUGUCCUGCAAGAAUCAAGCAAUUUUGUCAGACUUGGAGAAUGCAGAGCGACAAUGUUCAAGAAGCUAGGACAAAACUUCAUGAUGUAACAAUUAAUUUACUGAAUACAUCUGUUAGUUCGAGAGGCCGUCAUAUCAUACCUCCAUUACAUUACUGGGCAGGCGAACGUAUAACUUUGAAAGAUAACACAGUUGUCUAUAGUCCAGGCAGUUUAAAGAAAUCAUCGGUUCUUUUGCUGACUGAUAAUUCAAAAGAAAUCCAGAAGAAUACUAUGACGAUUGUCACCGAAAAUCUUCAAACUUCCAAAAAAUCACCUAAGACGAAAGAUUGUACAAACAAUGCAGGAAGAUUUAAUAAGAAAUCUCGAAAAUACAAUAAACAACGAGCACGUAAGUUCUCAAGUACAGAGUCCAGCGAAGAGGAGCAAAAACCAUCUCCGCGAAAGCGUGUACGUAAUUCUAAAACAAACGAAAAUGCAGAUCCAGAAACACGAUAUACCAUGGAGUUAAGGAAACGGCCAAAAAUAGAAACAACCUCGAAUAAAAUUUUACAUACAACUAAAAAGAGAAAGGUUGAGACCAUACUGGAAAAUUUUAUAGUCGAUAUUCGUGAGGAUAGAGAGACUUCAAAAAAGCAACGGAUCGAGGAAAAUAAGAUUCAUCAAGAAAGGAAAGAAGCGAAAUACGAAUAGGAAAGACGUGAGCGUUUACAAAUGCAUAAAGAGAAAAUGGAAAUAUCAAAAUCAAUGAUUUGAUUAUUGAUCAUUGAUUUUGAUAUUUCCAUUUGAUUAUUGAUCAUUGAUUUUGAUAUUUUCUCUUUAUGCAUUUGUAAACACUCACGCCCAUUGAUUAUUUUAAACCAAUUAGUUGAUAAGUAAAGUAACUAAGUUUUCUAAUUGUUUUAAGUAGUUUAUAUUGUACAAUUUAUAAGUUUUAAGAGUUUGAAAAAUGCAAAAUGCAAAAAUUCUAAAGUUUUUAAGUUUUAAAAGUACUGAAAAUGUGUUCUAAAAUGUUUAAGUUUUAAAAGUUUUUGUAAUUAUAAGACAUAUUCUAAAGUUUUUAAGUUCUUAAGAUGUGGUCGGUAUACUUACAUUUUGUUUUAGUAUUAUUAGUCAUAGUAUUAUAACGAAAUGACUUAGUUAUAAUUCUACAAUUUUACAGUUUCGUAUUUCAUUAGUAUUACUAAUAGUAUUUUUUUAUACUAAAGAUAUACAAAUUUUUUUAAAUAUUUUUCAUACCAAAGAUGUAUAAGUUUAUUAUUUCUUUUUUUAUGCCAAAAAUGUAAAUACGAAAAGAUGAAUACUUAAUAAAAGACUUUUAUAGUUUUUAUAAAAAAAAUAAAAGAUUUAUAAUUA